AUGCGCUUGUGUGUCCCAGCUGCAUCCCUGGACAUUGAGGGCUUCGCAGUUCAUCGCCUGCAGUCAAAGAUGCAAUAUGCCGACUUUUCAAACGAGUCUACAAUCGAAACUAUCUACUGCAGCGAGCUGGAGGACCACAUAGUCAAAAUGACGGGGGCUAAGAACGUCCGCGUGUUGGACUAUCAGCUCAGACGAAAAUCUCCUAGCUUCCCCUACUUUCAGGGAAAGCUUCCCCCCCGACCGCAGCCCAGCCUUGUAGCACACGUCGAUCUCACGCCUGAGACGGCCGAAAAUAUUGUUCGAGAGUUGUACAAAGAUACAGCCGAGCAGAUCCUACGGUCAAGGUAUCAAAUUAUCACAUGGUACUGGUUGCCGGACCACCAGACCGACGAGAUACUUGUCUUCAAUGCAUUUGACUCAGAAGCCCUAAGCUCUUCGCCUUGUGCCCAUGGCGCAUUUCCGCUUCCCGGGGAGCAUGGAGACGCACCGGCCCGGGAGAGCAUCGACGCGCGGUUGCUCGUCAUGUAUGCGGAUAUCAAAUAUCCUGCACCUCAGCCGCAGUCAAUCUGA
This is a messenger RNA of Grosmannia clavigera kw1407, 570 nucleotides long. RefSeq lists its product as uncharacterized. Lineage: Eukaryota; Fungi; Ascomycota; Sordariomycetes; Ophiostomatales; Ophiostomataceae. The coding region runs from base 1 to 570 and encodes 189 amino acids. The transcript has 5 exons. The record is from RefSeq and is a predicted model, not a curated record. Gene Ontology annotation, molecular function: oxidoreductase activity.